UAUUACAUAUACACUGUAUUAAUGUUGAAGACCUCGUGUUUUAAUUCAAACAUUUGAUGUUUUUAAGUGUUUUUUAAUAAUAAAUUCAUAAUUUUAUUACAAUUGUCAGCAAAUGUCUUCAUUAGAGUUGUUAUCUGAUGAAGGGUUGAGAUGUGAUGGUCGGCGACCAACUGAAGUCCGCAAAAUGAGCUGCAGUUUCGGUGUGUUUGACCAAUCGGAUGGGUCGGCAUAUGUCGAGUUGGGAAACACUCGAGUGUUGGCCGCUGUCUAUGGACCGCAUGAUAUCCGUGGGUCGCGGUCUAAGGCUAGACAUAACAGAGCUAUAAUCAACUGUCAAUAUUCAAUGGCCACGUUUAGCACAUCUGAACGCAAACCCCGACAACGGGGAGAUUACCGAUCACUUGAAAUCACAAAUAAUUUGCGGGAAGUGUUUGAAAACGCCAUUUUGACAGAACUGUUCCCACACUCACAGAUCGAUAUAUUUGUGGAAGUGUUACAAUCAGAUGGUAGUAAUUAUAGCGCUUGUGUUAAUGCGGCCACUCUUGCCGUCAUUCACGCCGGUAUUCCUAUUAAAGACGUGGUCUGUGCCUGUUCGGCAUCGAUGGUUACCGACCAACCAAUAGUUGACGUCAAUUACUUAGAAGAGUCAAUAGGUUCGGGUCCUAUACUUACCAUUGCUUUACUACCUAAAGGUAAACAAAUCCUAUCGAUGGAGUCCAGCGGUAGAAUGCAUUCAACAGUUGUUCCACAAGUAAUGGAAUCGGCAAUCAAUGGAUGUCAACAAAUCUUACAAGUGAUGAAAGAAUCCAUUUUAAGUCACGUCAAGAGUUUAAAUAAACAAUAGUUUUUCAUUUUAAUUAGUAUUUUAUUAAUAAUAAAAAAG
This is a messenger RNA of Oppia nitens, 883 nucleotides long. Its product is annotated as exosome complex component RRP41-like. The transcript has a single exon. Gene Ontology annotation, biological process: poly(A)-dependent snoRNA 3'-end processing; U4 snRNA 3'-end processing; rRNA catabolic process. Gene Ontology annotation, cellular component: nuclear exosome (RNase complex); cytoplasmic exosome (RNase complex); nucleolus. NCBI's taxonomy places the organism in Eukaryota, Metazoa, Arthropoda, Arachnida, Sarcoptiformes, Oppiidae. The record is from RefSeq and is a predicted model, not a curated record. The coding region runs from base 113 to 844 and encodes 243 amino acids.